CGUCUGUCCAGCGAGACGCCUCCGCUCGCUCGCAUGAGCAGCCUUGGCCGCGGUCCCGGAACGCCGGGUGAACACCCAAGCAGAUCAGAGUCGGGAGCUGCGCCGCUGCCUGAGGCUCCGAACGGGCGAGCCAGCCUAACCUCUUGGCCUGGCUGGCCUUCCUAGCGCCAUCUGACGGAGAGUUCUCUCCUGAAAAAAAAGCAGUGAGGAGCCCCCUGAUCAUCAUCCCCCAGGCCCUUGUCACGCACGCCCCCGCGGAACCCGUGGAACCCGUGUAUCCACCCGACACCAGUUCGAGCCCUAGCGCCCCCGGCCCCACGCCCGUGCGUGUCCCGUCGGCGUGCGUCGUCGCCCUUCAUCAUUCAGUCCCACGGUCUGGAAGGCGGGGCCAUGACCUCGCAGUCGCCGGGCGCGCUCUUCCCGCCCCCGCCCGAGGCUAGCCCGGGACCCGGUGGGCCGGCCAGUCUGCCGCCCGGUCAGCAGGCUUGGGCCACGGGCGGACCGCCCCAUCAGUUCGACAACAAUCUGUUCAGUCAGCCCACCCACAUGUUCCAUCAAGGUCACCAAGGCCAUCAGGGCCAUCAAGGACACCAUCAUCCGGGUCAGUCGCCCAAUGGUCAACCGGGCUUGAAUAUGAUGCCCCCGGGGGGCGGAGGCCAUUUGGCGCCCUUGGUGGGCCAGCAAAUCAAUUCGCUCAUACCCGGCAAUCAACAACAGGGCCCAACUUUGAACAUGAUGCUCCAGAGCAUACAAGCCCAGGGCAUGUUACCCCACUCCCAUCUACAGUCCCCGCCCAACUCGAUGGGUCAAGGGUUGUUCUUUUUGCCGCCGGGUGGGCGCGUCGAUCGACCAGACAUCGCCCCCUCGCCCAACGGGCUCCAGGCCCACCCACAACCGGCCCAGACACCGCCCACACAACUCAUGGAUGACCGGAACUGGAACCACAACGUGUUCCUGAGUCGCAUCCCUUCCGUCGAAAAUAAGUCCUUGGAAGAACAGCUCAAACAUCAACAACAACAACAGCAGCAGCAACAACAACAACAACAGCAGCAGCAACAACAGCAGCAACAAGGUCACAUGGACAUGUUCCACAUGGACGCGGGAUUCCCGUCCAAUUUCAACGGCAUGACCCCGGAUCGUGUAGUGCAAGUGGCCGCCGCCAUGAAUCAGUUUGGCCAGUUCAUGGUGGGGCCUAACACCUCAGGAGGCUCGCCACCCCCCGGGUCCUACAUGGCCCAGAUGCCACCGCGACCCCGACCCGAAGGCGGACAGGACCCCUCGCCCAAUUUUCUUCAGCAAGAGCAACAGCACGACUCAAAAUCCAGCGACUUGGUCAUUGAUGCCUGGACCGACGAGGACAACGAGAAGGCCAGCCUUCAGAGCCAAUUUGGCGGGCCGGCCGACGAUGGCAGCACCCUCAAAGAUGAAAACAAGAUGAUGGGUCUGGGCCCCGGGAGUAUGGGUGGACACGGGGCCGGUAAUCCCAUGCCAAGCGGUAUGGGGCCGGGCGGUGGAUUGUUCAAUUCGAACACGGGCUGGGGUGCCCCGCCCCCAGGCAAUCCAGGCGGGUGGGGCGCGGCCAAGCCGCAAACCAUGAGCGCCAACAACUGGCCCCAACCACCCCCACCCGGUCAGGGCAUGGGCAACAUGCCGUUUCAACCCAUGCAUCACACCCACCAGCCCCCACCGUCGAUGGAAAUGGGCGUGCCGCCUCAAGGCCGUGGCGGUGUCCAUCAGGGAGGCAUGAUGUUUGACAAUGGCCGAGGUCGGGGCGGAGGGCGCGGUCACUAUGACUACAACCCCGAACGGGGACGAGGGCGAGGCAUGCGCGGCUCGCGUGGUUCCUCUGCUCUGUCAACGUUCCGCGGUGGUCGCGGGGGCGGGAACUUCCAGGAGCGGGAAAUCGAAAAGGUCGAGGGCAAACAGAGCGCCAUUGCCGAGACCAUCGCCAUGAUGAAGAAGAUGAAGAUGGAAGACGAGGAGAAGAAGAAGGAGGCGGAUUUGCGUCGAGAGCAACGGAAAGAAAUGGGCCUGGACGUGUCCACGCCCAAUGAGUAUGACGAUUCUCCCGUGGACGACCGUUAUCCCGACCGGCGGCCCUACCACGAUCGGGGUCGAGGUCGCGGAGGCCGGGGUCAGCAUCGAGGCCGCGGCCGAGGCGGUGGUGGCGGUAUGGCCAUGGGCGGCAUGAUGGGCGGCAUGGGUGGCGUGUUUCCCGGGCCACCCCCGGGCUCCGGUAUGAUGAUUCCGCCCCAAGCCAUCCCACCUUUCCCGGGACUGGAGGGAUUCCUACCCCCGCCCAUGGGCGGCUUUCCGCCUGGCACCCCCGGUGGCUUCCCGCCCCCUUUCCACCCGGGCAUGUUCAUGCAACCCCCAGGUCAAUUCCCCCCUGGUCGUGGCUUCCCACGAGGACGCGGGGGCCUAGCGCCCGGCUUCCCACCCCAUUUUCCACCCAUGAUGGGCCUGCCACGCGGCGGCGGUGCUCACCUGCGCGGUGGUAGGGGUCGCGGCAGUGGAGGCCGUGGAGCGCCUGGUGGAUUCCGCCCUCGCGAUGAACACAGCCAUGUCCCACGUGAAGAGGGCGAAGGAGGCGAGGCCCACCCGCUCGAAAUCUCAGCGCCCCCUGAGACCCAUUCAAAUGAAGACGAUGAACCCGCUCCUAGCCACCCCGAAACGCACCCGCUACCCGAAUCGACCACGCCCGAUGGCCCAUCCGCCUCGGACCCGCGGCCCGUCGAAGAGUCGACUCCCGCUACCACUGGCCCCAUCCCGGCCGCCAAUGCCCCAAUCGCCCCACUGGCCUCGAUGGGCGCUCCUGAAAAUGAACUCUUGAGCGCUCCCGCUGCCGCCCCAGCUGCCGACGCCGCUGCUGAGCCGAAGGAUAGCUCGACCGAUAAUCCGACGUCCAGUAAAUGACGGAAAGGCCCGGCCUCGUCAUCCAUCGGUCUAUUUCUACUACCCUUCUUUGAUCGUGGAUGUUAACAAAAAGUCCAAUCUUUCCCAUUCCCGAACACCCUCGACCCCUGGCUGCAUCGUAUUCUCGGGCUAAGCUGACCAGAAUGGAACCUUCGCUCAGCCCGGCCCAACUGAUUCAUGCCUUCGAGAACGAAUCUGAGACGCUGCCUCAACCACGUCAAGAAAACGAAAAAAAUUAACAAUUGAAAUAUUGGUCGCUCUCCCAUCUUAAUUUGUUCCCUUAGUGGGCGGAGUGACCUAGGCCACACCACGCCCACCACUCACGUGUAUGGCACUACUUGCUCUUUCUUUUCCCCCUCUUCCUCUUGAUUGUCCCUAUCUUAUCGAUCCAUCUCCUUUCUCUAUCUCUUAUCCCUUUCCCUUCCCCUGAAUGGCUUGAAAUGAAACGAGUGUCUCGUCUCGAGAUGUAAAAAGCGAACGAAGACCUGAACUGACCUCCAGAGUAAUUUUGUUGAUGUUGAUAUGAACGCGCACACGCCCCACCCCGCCCCUCAAACGCGCCCACAUCCGGCGGAAUCAGCCGCCCUCCGUGUUUGUCUCUGUGAGGACAAUUAUGUUGCCGUGUGUCAGGAACCAGUCCACCAAAGAUGAGGGUCCACCACAUUUUUUUUUCAAGAUAUCCUGCUAAAUGAUGAACAGUCAGAUGAGAGGCUUGAGAGGCUUACGACCGACCUAUGCUUAUGCUAUGUAGAGAAACAGAUCGUGAAAAGUAAAGAAAGAAAAAAAGAGCGCAUUUGGGCCGAUAGACAAAUAGCUAUGAAAUGCGCCCGCAAACACACCCACACACCCACACCCAUAUAUACACACACGCCCACUUCUUCAACCUUCGUUCAAUCUGGGAACGAAAGUUGGAAUGACAUGAUCUGUUUGUAUACUCUUUUUACCGAGAUGGAAACAAAAAAAAAAUAACAUUCAUUCAAAUAAACUCGUUUCUUUGUUUCUGAA
Molecule: messenger RNA, 3921 nt
Organism: Tigriopus californicus
Lineage: Eukaryota; Metazoa; Arthropoda; Copepoda; Harpacticoida; Harpacticidae
Product: trithorax group protein osa-like
Exons: 3
Coding region: 391-2916 (841 amino acids)
Source: RefSeq, a predicted model, not a curated record